This is a messenger RNA of Oryzias latipes (Japanese medaka), 3586 nucleotides long. It is a transcript of the gene glis1a, whose product is annotated as GLIS family zinc finger 1a. NCBI's taxonomy places the organism in Eukaryota, Metazoa, Chordata, Actinopteri, Beloniformes, Adrianichthyidae. The record is from RefSeq and is a predicted model, not a curated record. Gene Ontology annotation, biological process: regulation of transcription by RNA polymerase II. Gene Ontology annotation, molecular function: RNA polymerase II cis-regulatory region sequence-specific DNA binding; DNA-binding transcription factor activity, RNA polymerase II-specific. Gene Ontology annotation, cellular component: nucleus.
GAACCGCCCGCGCGCGCAUUCAGCGCGAGCGCGAGACGAAGAGCGGCUGAAAGUUGAAUGAGUGGGAUUCAGACAGCAGGUUUCCUGUGAUGACUGAUCACGGGACGUGACCCGGGACGACCCGAAGCCGCCAACAGCUGCUUGUUCAACACACCUGAACGCCUCUGAAUAUGCUGUGGACAUUUCAUUCUCUUGAGGAGUUCUUUAAUCCAUUCAGAAUUAUUAUUGUUACUGUGCACCUUUUUUCACAGUAGUGAGUGAGUAGCAUGUGGCCCCCUGAUGUUGGGCCUCCAGAUGUGCAGCUGACUCUUCCUUGUUUCGGAAGCGUGUUUGAAGAUGCAGAGGAUCUCCAGUCUCCACUGUCCUCUGGGGGAUUAUGCCAGCCAGCAGACCACCCUGGAGGCCUGUGCUGCCUCUCCAGGACCUCGCUGGCCCUGUCUUCGCUGGGAUGUGACCUCAGCUCCAUUCUCAGCUGUAAGACAGCUGGACCCUGUGUAGAAAAGACUGGGCGAAACCUCCCAUCCACAGCUCAGACAGAGACCAAAAGCAGCUCCCAAAGGUUCAGCAGCUACCCUCCAUCCCCCCAUCCAGUUUCUCACAUGCUCUCCAGCUGUGCCAAAACAGCGUCCGUUGGCUCUCCUCCUUCCACCGUCUCCUCUUCUUCAUCUUUCUAUCCUACCUCUUGCUUGCCAGUUUCUGAUCACCAACGGCAACACGCUCUUCAAAAAGAGUUGAACUCCAUCAAACAAGAACAUUCAGAUGAUUUCCCACCAUGCAAAGGGGAACGGUUUCAGUUUAGCAGCCAGCAGGGGGAGCUGUUUCAUCUGUGCCAUGCUAUGAAAGGUCAGAGGGGUCAGGACAGCACCCAAAGCCCUCUUCACUCCCCCAGGCACAAUGCAAGUCCAGGGCAAGACCUCACCCUGGAGCAGCUGGAGCAGUCCUGUCACUGGAUUGACUGCAGCGCCGCCUACAGCAGCCAGGAGGAGCUGGUGAGGCACAUCGAGAAGGUUCACAUCGACCAGCGUAAAGGAGAAGAGUUUGCCUGUUUCUGGGCUGGUUGUGUGCGGCGACACAAACCUUUCAACGCGCGCUACAAACUGCUCAUCCACAUGAGGGUCCAUUCUGGAGAAAAGCCCAACAAAUGCAUGUUUGAGGGAUGCUCCAAGGCCUUCUCCCGUCUGGAGAAUCUGAAAAUCCACCUGAGGAGCCACACAGGGGAGAAACCCUACAUCUGCCAGCAUCCCGGCUGCCUAAAAGCCUUCAGUAACUCCAGCGAUCGGGCCAAACACCAGCGGACACACCUGGACACGAAGCCGUACGCCUGUCAGAUCCCAGGAUGCACCAAGCGUUACACCGAUCCCAGCUCGCUAAGGAAGCAUGUCAAAGCUCAUGCUCAUACGAAAGGUCUGCAGGAGAAGGAGGUCAAGGUUCAGGUCCACGCAAUCCUGGAAUCAGAGAUCUUGAGUGAUUUCCUGGCAAGGCAGCAUCUCCACAGUUCCGUGUCCUCCUGUCGAGAAAGCACCUUGCCGUUUGUAGAUGAGUUCACAGGUGUUUUCUCCGACAGCAGUGCGACUCAAAACAGGAUGAAUCCAGACUUCCUGGCUCCUUCAGCAGACACCUGCUCCCAGUAUUCCGGCCCAGAGAGGAACUUUGAUGCCAACAGUCCCAUAUCUUCCUUAGCCAGCCCAGGAAGCAUGAGGGACGGCAGGUACAGACCAGCAUCUUUGUUUGAGUCCACUGAUGUGAGUCUGCUGAGCCCCCCCUUGGACAGAGGUGACGUCCAGCCGCAGAAAGUCUACAGCCACCAGCAGUCUGUGUUUUCACAGCAGCAAGACUGUCUGUACGCAGAGGGAAAGGUGGUUCCAGCCGCCCGUGAUGGGAGCUUUGAAAACUCCACGACUCACUCUGCAGGAUUCGACUUGCUGCAUGACCUGCAGGGACAGGCAGGAGGCAGGUACCCCGUGUCUGCCUGUCCGGAGGACAGCUUCUUCUUCCAGGCCGGAGGGGUCGACCGCUGCCUCAGUCAGAUCUUCUCCAUCUAUCUGGACUGAUAAUGGUAGUCCAAAGACCAAGCACAAAUGUUUUGGAAGAACUGGACAAAAUCCUACACCAACUGACACCUAUUCAGCCUUACUUCUUCAGACCUAGUGAUAAGAUAUCCGCUCUGAGACUGGAAGGUUGUGGGUUCAAAUCCACAGUUGGGGCAUAUUAAAGACUCUUAAAAUGGGACUCAAGGGGUUGGAUUGUGGGAGUUGAACUACCAACUGAUUCCUCAAUGCAGCUGUGUCUGCAGCCCUUCCCUCCCCCAGGCGUGGGUCAAAUGUGGAGAACAAAUAUCUCACACCUAGGUGCGUGAUAAAUAAUGGGACUACAAUAUUGUUUGAAAAUUUAUAGUGGCAGUGGACACUUUAGAAAAUUAUUGGAGGCUACAGAAAACAAGUAAACAUGAAUGACCCAAACUGGAGAAAUGAUAAGAAUAUUUAUGUAAAUAAUAGAAAAUACAGUAAUGAUUGCAGCAUUUAUGAACUCAAUAGAAAAAGCUUUACACUUUUUAACUUUCUCCAUCUCUUACACUGCCAAAGUUAAACAUUAAAGAAUGUUCUUUGCAGUGUUGUAAUACAGGACAAUUGGGUCAGCAGUGUUGUCUGCAUAAAAAAGACAUUUGAGGCCUAAAUGUCGUAUUCUCUUGUCAAAAGGCCUGGUUCAUUCUCCAGCUUUUUCAGUGCUAAAGUCAAAGUGUCCUUGGGUGAAAAAAAUAAUAAUAGAUUUGAAUGAGAUCCCCAAAAUGUCUUUGGAGAAAAUAUGUUCUGUCUUGAAUUAACUUCAACAACAAUUGAUGAACGUAAAGCUGUCGAAACUGUUUACCAGUCUAAAAUUGAAAUGAACAGGUUUGUCAUGCGCUUAAAUAUGUCACCAAAGGUUAAGUUGAGUCACAGCACCCGGACCUCAAAUCUUUUUUGUUGAAAUGUUUCACUACUCACCCAAGUGGCUUUUUCCAAGAAGGAAGAUUUUUAGGUCCAGAUGCCAUGACUCAACGUCAAGACGAUGAGUAGGAAAGUAGAGGAUUUUAACUUGUUUUAGGUCUCAAACCUGGUUUUUUAGAUGUCAGUUUCUGUAAUGCUUAAAGAAGUUUAACAUCUGAAUAAGCAGACAUUAGAAAAACAUUUAUGGUUUAGGAUUUGACCGUGCAGCAGUAAGGCUAGUCAACACUGCCCUCUAGUGUUUCAAGGGCUGUAAACGAAAAAGUUCUCAAAAUAAAUAUUUCAAAACUAAACUAAACUAUUUCAAAUGAAAAAUGCACUACCAUUUUUUUAAAGUUUUUAAACUAAUCUUAUUUUAUGUUCCUUAUUUCGGUGUAUUGUUUUGACUUUAUGGCUACAUUUUCAGUAUUAUUUUCAUUAAAAAGGAAGAGUGGACCGUUUACAAGUAACUUUUCUACACUCCAUCUUCAAGUGAAGAUUCUAGUAAUAAUGGGAAAAGUUUACACUGAUUUUGUAGCAUUUUAUAAAUUUCCUACUAUUAUUUUGUAUGGAUUACAUAAAAAUGCAUUGUUUUCAUAUCUAAAUAAAGAUCAGUAUUCUUCUGA